Messenger RNA from Solanum stenotomum, 1550 nucleotides. Its product is annotated as ankyrin repeat-containing protein BDA1-like. The transcript has 2 exons. The record is from RefSeq and is a predicted model, not a curated record. Gene Ontology annotation, molecular function: protein binding. Lineage: Eukaryota; Viridiplantae; Streptophyta; Magnoliopsida; Solanales; Solanaceae. The coding region runs from base 9 to 1472 and encodes 487 amino acids.
GUGAGGAGAUGAAGCGAGCAGCUCAAACUGGGGAUAUUGAUGCCUUCUACAAAAUCAUUGAAGAUAACCCAUCAAUUCUUAAACAGAUUGAUGCGUUAGAAUUUGUAGAAACCCCUUUGCACACAGCUGCAUCUUUUGGGCAGACUGAUUUUGCCAUUGAAAUGCUGAGCUUAAUGCCUUCUUUCGGAAGGAAGCUGGACCCCAGGGGAUAUAGCCCUCUGCAUCUAGCACUGAGUAAUGAACAGGAAGACACUGUGAAGCUGCUCAUAAGAUAUGAUCCUAAACUCAUUCAAGUCAGAAGCAGGGAGAGGAUAACGCCGCUGCAUUAUGUAGCUGCUCAAACUGACAAUGUGGAUCUUCUCAGCGAGUUUCUCCUAGCUUGCCCCACCGCCAUCAAGGAAGUGACCAUUCGAGGAGAAACAGCUGUGCAUCUCGCUGUGUCAAGAAACAAGUUUCCGGCUUUUAAAGUUCUAAUGGGUUGGCUCUACCGGACUGGCAACAAAAAAAUAUUGGACUGGAAAGAUAACGAGGGAUCCACAGUGUUGCACAUUGCUGCAGAAACAGGUCAAGUUGAGGUUGUAAAGAUUUUAGCAAAGGAACUAGUGCGUCUUAAUAUUAGGAAUCGGUAUGAUAUGACAGCUCUUGCUAUUGUUGAGGAGCGAAUAACAUAUUCACAGAAUCAUUCAGCUUUCAGUGUUGAUUCGAACCAAGAAUAUGUGAAUAUUCAGAAAAUAUUGCAUAAAGUUGGUGCCAUGAAGACAUCAGACCUUCCUAAGAACUUUAAAAUGGCGGAUCUUCUUCAAGAAAUUCCACGUUUCAUUGACCUCGCCAACGUAAUCCGAUCACAAGCAGCAGUAAUUGUGGAUUCGCGUAAAGGAUUAACAGAGGAUGUGCGAAAUGCAUACCUGGUAGUUACUAUUCUACUUGUAACAGCUAGUUUUCAAGCUGUUCUCAGUCCUCCAGGUGGCGGUUGGGAAAGGAAAGACGACGACACUAAUAACAAUAAUACGUCUCUGGUUAUGCCUGCCAACACAACCAAUUCCUCAAUCCAGAGACAUUCAUUUCCAAUCAGAAGGGGCCCAAAAAAAGGUCUUUUUUACCCAUUUUUAAUAAUGAAUUCGAUUACUUUUGCUCUUGCUAUCGCUCUCACUUUUACGCUGCUGCCCUUCCAUGUUGAAACCACUGCAUUGUUGCUAUGGUCACUUCUGUUUCUCAUGGUCACCUAUUCAAUGUCUGUUAUGCUCAUAUCACCAAAUGACAACGACCAGUGGAUUAUCGCGGCUGCAUGUUCAUUUGCUGCACUAUUCGGAGUUCAUGGAUUUUUUAUUUUUUCCAAGCUUACACAAGUUGCAGGAUCAAGGUGGAUACCAAUACCCUGUGUUACCAAUUUUAUUCGCCGGACACGUACUAGAGAUCUUAAAAGAUAUCAUAUGGAAAGGAAAGUGCGUCUAAGCAAAUACAAGAGUACUUGAUUUCAGAUCAGCACCAACAAUUACUCUUUUGUGUCUCAAAAAUAAUACCUACAGUUUUCUCUUCAGUUUAAAGUAUGU